Messenger RNA from Orycteropus afer afer, 462 nucleotides. RefSeq names its product ubiquitin conjugating enzyme E2 L6 (gene UBE2L6). NCBI's taxonomy places the organism in Eukaryota, Metazoa, Chordata, Mammalia, Tubulidentata, Orycteropodidae. The record is from RefSeq and is a predicted model, not a curated record. The coding region runs from base 1 to 462 and encodes 153 amino acids. The transcript is spliced from 4 exons.
AUGUCCGCGAGCAAGCGCGUGGCGAAGGAGCUGGAAGAUCUGCAGAAGGAUCUUCCCCCGUACCUGCGGAACCUCGUCAGCAAAGAUGCCAACGUCCUGGUGUGGCACAUGCUCCUCCUGCCCGACCAGCCGCCCUACAACCUCAAGGCCUUCUGCCUGUGCAUCACCUUCCCCGAGGAGUAUCCGUUCAAGCCCCCCACGGUGAAAUUCACGACCAAGAUCUACCACCCCAACGUGGAUGAGAACGGACAGGUGUGCCUGCCCAUAAUCAGCAACGAGAACUGGAAGCCGUGCACCAAGACCCGUCAAGUCUUGGAGGCCCUCAGCGUGCUGGUGAACAGACCUCAGCUGGGGCAGCCCCUGCGGAUUGAACUUGCUGACCUGCUAGCACAGGACCCGGAGCAGUUCAACAAGAAUGCCAGAGAGUUCACCCUCCGCUUUGGAGUAGAGCGGCCCACCUAA